Messenger RNA from Lachancea mirantina, 3747 nucleotides. The record is from the annotation of a GenBank genome assembly. Lineage: Eukaryota; Fungi; Ascomycota; Saccharomycetes; Saccharomycetales; Saccharomycetaceae.
AUGGGCAAGAAAAAGCAUGGGAAGAGAGGUGGCCCAAAGGCCCGAGCUGAUAUGCCGACGGUGUUGAAUGCCUCGGACGUUUUCUUCGAUUUCGGGAAGGGAAAAUCGGGGGAGAGAAGCGUUGAAACAAAUGGACAAGUGCCCAAUGCCGAUAGGGUAUCUGAGGCAGAAAUAUACGACGAAGAAGCCGAAUAUCCUAGUUCAAGGGUAAUCAAGAGGGCUGCGAAUGGAGACGUUGUGGUAGAAACGAUUCCGAAUGACAAUAAGUCAAGCGUAGAACCAGAUCAACAGAAGAACGCCAAUAAUGGGGCCUUACCGACUAAACUGGAUUCACAUUGGGAGUCUUUGACUGCAGAGGAUAAGAAAAAUAUUUUACGAAUAGACAAAGAAGAGGUUUUUGAAGUGAUAAAAAGCUAUCAAAGCGCUAAUAGCUGCAGUUGUUCGGUGUGUGGACGUCGAAACGUCGCAAUGGAAAACGAAUUGGAACGCAUUUACAAUACGCUUUACGAUAAUGCCAAGCAAAUUAAUUCGGAUACGGAUUUUGUUCUAUUCCAUUUAAACAUGAUCAAAGAGCUUCAAAAAACUUCUUUCAGCGAACCAGGACAGCAUGCGAGCCCUCCGUCAUCGAAGACCUCACCACAAUACCUGGAAAAUAUGCGAGACGAAGCAGUCAAGUAUUGUCUCUCCAAUAAGGCAGUCGAUUCGCUGAAAGAGGAAGUUCUGCAGUUUAAGCACAACAAACAAAAACAACUGCAAAAGCUCACUAGCAUGGCUGACGAUGCGCAUACAAUGCAAGCUGCCAACCAUCACCAUCAUAGUAGUUCGCCAGAGCGACCAGAGCAUGCUGAGGCUGCUCCAGUGCGGCCGAAACCUCCCAUCCAAAGCGAGCAACAACCUACUCAACCUAAAUCUGGGGUUCAGGCUUCCAUACAACCAGAGGUUCUCCCAAGGCCGAAUCUGUCAAACUUGACAGAUCUCUUUUCUGAGAAGUCGGCAGCGGUUGAAAAAAUGCCUGAAGACGCCGCGGUAAAUGCUGAUGAGACUUCAAAGGAUACUAAUGAUGAGGUUCGGUCUCCAAAUCUUUCGCCUGGGCUCUACGUGACCUUCGGUGAGAACGGUAUGGCACCAGGUAUGAAAGGACCUGGAUUAUCGCAGUAUCUACAAUCUCCACUCACGCUUCCUUGGAGAUCCCUUAACGCGGAACCCAGUGACGACUUGAAGAAUAAGUACAUGGACUUUGCCAAGACUUUCGUGUCUUCACAUCCAAAGAUAGCCAAUGAAUAUGUCAAUAGGAUGAUGAUGUAUCCGGACAUCAGGGCCCUAACAGAAGACCUAAUGAAUAAUAAUGGACAAACAUUUACAAAAGCGAUGGAAGAUUUUAUUUUGAAACGAGGUGAACAUCCGGAAGGGGAUGUCGGCUUGUCAAGCGCGCAAAUGGAAGUUCCAGUGAGCGAUGGUCCACCGGUUUCUCGUGAGCAAUACAUGAAUCUUCAGCGCCAGAUCGCAGAGAAAUUGACAGGAUCACUCGAUUUUCAAAACAUGCGUGAGAGUGAAAGGGAGAAAUUACAAGACCAGCUCCUCUCUGGUGAUGCGCCCUCAAAUAUGUUGAUGUCGCAGUUAUUCAAAAGAAACGCUGCGCAGCAAAUGGACCUAACUAUCUCGGACAAUGAUCAAGCCAGUGUUGAGUAUGAUGAAGAGAACUACGAUGAGGAAUACUCGGAUUACGACGAAGACGAAUCUGAUUACGUGGAUGAAAUGUAUGAUGAUGAAGAUGAAGGGGAGGAUGAGGAAGAAGAUGAAGACGAUGACGAUGACGAUGAGGAACUCAGUGACGAACACUGUCCACAUCACUAUCAUCAUCAUUAUGGCGAUGAGGAAGCGGAAGCAGAGCUAGAAAAUGAGGAGAACAAUACUAUUGUUAACGACGAGGAAUACGACAGCGAAGUGGAUGAGCAAGAGCGUUUAGAAGAAGGAAGAAGGUUGAUACAAAUAGCUAUCACCAAAUUAUUACAAAAGAAGCUAGUAAACUCGUAUCAUGAAAAGCAAGCGGAAAACAAUCGACUUAGACUACUUCAAGAGCUGGAAGCUGAGGAGCAGAAAAAGAAGGAGAAAGAGGAGAAGAAACAACGUAAACGUGAGAAGGAAAAGGAAAAGAAGCGUUUGCAGCAGAUUGCUAAAGAGCAGGAAAAGCGCAAAAAGGAGGAGGAAGAUGAAAGGCGAAAGAAAGAAGCAGAAGAGCGUGAAAUGCAAAGGAGAGAAGCUCAAAGGCAAAGAGUUGAAGAAGCGAAGCGGAAGAAGGAUGAAGAGCGGAGACGGAAGUUGGAAGAACAAAGACGAAAGGAAGAAGAACAACAACAGCAAAAGAAAUUGAAGGAAGAGCAGAAAAAACAGAAGGAGAGAGAAAGGAAAGAGAAAGAGGAAUUAAAGAAACAAAAAGAGUAUGAAGUAAAGAAAAUGAAGGAACAGAAAAGGGUCGAAGGACAGGCAAGACUUAAAGCCGUCUCUAAAGCUACCGAUAGUGAGGAAGUUUUGGUGCAACGUACCGACUCACAGUCAAGCACGAGAAGAUUAAGCACACCCCCUGAGGCCGUGCCUUAUGGAAUUUCUGAUAGCGGUUUUAUGGGCAACAACGAGCUCUUGAAUAUGAUCAACGAAGCUGCUUCCAAAUCGGCGUCAACUUCUUCGUCACAUCUCCAGACUCUGUUCCGCGAUCAAAACCUUGCUCCUGAUGCGCAGGCAGUAUCCGCAGGUACUCCUUUGAGCGUGGAGCCCUCUGGACUUUUCAGUGGCAAUGGAACUGUGUUUUCCGCGGGCUCAUUGGAUUCGGCCACCAACGGCAGAUCCGGUAUAUCCAAUGGCUGGAAUAAUGCUCCACCUUACUUCCGUACCUCUCCUGAAAACUUAACUGCCUCUGUGGACGUGUGCCCUUUGAUGCCACCCGGCGUUGACGAACCUGUUUUCGCGCGCUUUUCCGAGAGUAGAGGCUCGAAAGGCAAUUUCAAUGACGAGUUAAACAACUUGACACAUUUCCUUUCGAGCGCAACGCUCUCAACAGAACCGCUGGCGGGUCAGCCCUCAAACCAAUUUUUGCCCACUAACGGCUUGUGGUCGGACAAAGGAGCGUCAAACUCUGCCACUGGUUUGGGCAUGUUGCCAAACUCUGCCUCCGCCUUGCCUCAGAGGCCGCGGCACAAGUCAAUCUGGAAUUCUAACGCAUCUGAGAAUCCACUUCCAAGAAGUUCUCCUUCAAAUAAACCAAACGCCGACGUCUGGGGCGCUUCAAGUUCUUUCCCAGACGUCAUCUCCGACGCUCUCACUCGAGCCUAUACAUUUUUGCAUCAGCAAAUGGCGAUAGACUUUGUACCUGUCGACAAGCUGUAUCAAACUACUCUGCUUUACUUGUCUCCCAACACAGACUUCACCUAUAAUGCUUUCGUAGCCAAAUUGAUGACUAUGCGGGCAACCUUACAAUGUGACGUUUUGACGGAUUCCGCUGGCUUAAUUUCUCACUCGAGAAUACUACAACCGGAUUCCCAGCGUCCUUCCCGCGGUUAUCAACCCACGCCGUCGCCUUUUUCCCAGCCAAUACCCCAUUCUGAAGACGUAAGAGCCAUCCCAAACGCUCUUUUCGAAGAAUUAUAUUCUCCAUCAGCCAGCGACAUCCACACGACGGUGAACGCGGGCUCCUCGCAAUUCGACUAUAACCAACCUUUUGCUCAACCUCGGACAAGCAACAUCUGGCAAUAA